AUGGGAUGUUUACAAAGCAAGAAGGAAAUAUCUGAUUUACAUCCAAACGUAUUUCGAGUUGUUAAUAUUGACGAGAAUGGCUCUGACUUGUGUACGGGGCAGUUAGAAAUUACAGAGUCAGAUAUAAUACUAUAUAGAGAGGGAAGAGAUUCUACUGUAUGGCCACUUCAUUCUUUGAGACGAUAUGGUUUUGAAGGAGAAAUAUUUAGUUUUGAAUCAGGUAGAAGAUGUGAAACUGGUGAAGGUAUAUAUGCAUUUAGAUGUCGAAGGGCAACAAUACUAUUUCAAACUCUUCAACAACAAAUACAAUUACGGAAUGUUGUUCAUGACACAGUGCCAUACCCGGUUUCUAGGAUGACUCCAUCACCUCAAGGCCGUCAAACAUUACAAGCAAGCGUCGUACAUCGUUCGUCUUUAGACAACGGCCAGCCAGAAAAUAAUAAUCUUUCAAAUAUGAUCACACCGGGAGUACCGCCGAUGUUGCCACAAUCACCCCGCUCGCCAUCUAGUGCAGAUAUACUUGAAGUAAUGCCCUUGUAUCCUCGCUCUCAGGCCAGCAGUAACCACGUCACUAAUGUUUAUCAAGUACGCGAUUUUAAACGUGAACAUAACAAUAACCAAGCAGAACCAACUAUGGAUAUUCGACAUGUGUACACCAAUGAUUUUAAUAGAGAUUUAGCAAUGCUUCGUAACACUUUGCGGCAAGAGACUGUAUUAAAUACUUUAAAGGAUAUUGAGGACGAAACACGUUUUCUGGAAAAUAGAUAUGUAAACGAAAAUACAGCAAGUAUUUCGGCUAACACUCAUCUGUCUCCCACAGUGAGCAACUCGAGCGAACAUUACGCUCAGCUUAGUAUAGAACAACAAGAACAACAACAAGCUUCUAGAUUAUAUGUAAAUAUAGCUACUAAUGACGCUGGCGUAUUUGACGCUAAUAAAAAUGACACAAUUCCAAAUACACCAAUCACACCAAAACAGGUGGAAUAUUACAAUUUCCCAAUCGGCAUGAAACCAGAAGUAAAUUCCUACGCUAAUUUAAUGCUCGGUGACAAAACAGAUAGUGGUAUUAUAAAUAAACAAUUUUUCAACACUUCCGACGCUCAAAAGAGUAACCAAAAGUUUUCCGAAUCCGACACCGUAGUGUCCAUGUCACCGAUAGAAGACAUGGAAGUGAAUUACGCGGUUUUAGAUAUAGAUUCCAAUAAAGAGACGAUCAAAGUGGCACGAGAGUUAGCCUCUCCGGAGAGUCAGUCGUAUAACAGUUCGAAGCAGGAGAGCACGGCGUCGUGUUCGUCGCAGCCGCGCGGGCGCCUGGCGUCGCAGGCGAGCGUCGAGCGCGGGCCGCCGCCGGCCAGCAUCGGCUACACCACCAUCGACUUCGACAAGACCGUGGCGCUCACGUCGGUGGCGGCGGGCGCGGAGGGCAACAUGGACGGCGGCAGGAAGAACAGGCACAACUCCUGCGGCAUCCUCUGCGGCAGCCCCGCAACCGGGGAGAAGACCAGAGGGAACAAC
Molecule: messenger RNA, 1515 nt
Organism: Brenthis ino (lesser marbled fritillary)
Lineage: Eukaryota; Metazoa; Arthropoda; Insecta; Lepidoptera; Nymphalidae
Source: the annotation of a GenBank genome assembly